GCCACCGACCACCAUCCACGCGGGACGCGGCGCGGCAGGCCGGGGAGCGGCGACGACGCGGCGCGGCGCGGACCGGCGGCGACCGCGGCGGCCCCCGCUUCCUCUUCCUCCUCCUCCUCGUCAUCUCGCUAGCUCCUCAUCAUUGGCCGUGAUGUCGCAACAGACGUGCUCGUGUGCCGACCUCAAUUGCUUCCAUGGCGGUUGUGCUUGUUUCACAAAUGAAGGGGUCUGCUCUAAGGACUGCAAGUGCCGUGCUAAGUGCAAGAACAUCUUGGAUAAUGAAGAGACGGUCACAGAGAAAUUCGCUGAACACACCAAGAACAAAGCUCCUGCCGCUCAAACGCUUCCCUCGGGCUCUGUUGUGGCGGUCCUCGUGCCGGAUACCAGGGCUAAGCCAUUCCCAGCACGAAAACCAGGGUCUAUGCUACGGUGCAGCUGUCCCACCUCCCAGUGCGAAAACGGGAACUGCAGAUGUAACAGGGCUGGCUUGCCUUGUUGUGACCUCUGCAAGUGCAACGACUGCAGAAAUCGGGGGAAGCUCCAGGAUCUAUUCCCGGGCAGCGGGAUCAAGGAAGAGGUUCCUGCUUCAGGUCCGACCGUGACGACUCGUGGGAAGGCACAGGCUGUCAAGGAGUCUGCUGUUGGGUGUAAAUGCCAAACCGAAUGCGCCAGUCGCUGCGGUUGCGUGAGGCGUAAAAUCAAGUGCACCUCCAAAUGCAAGUGCCAAGUGUGCGGCAAUGACGACGGGAGCAGAUUUUCCAAUAUGUCCAAGGCUGGAGCAGGGGGUCAAGGUAGUACUCGCAGCAGCAGCAGCGCCGUCGAAUCGACAGGCAAACGGCCAAAACGCGUUUGAUGACAGUAGGCUUGAGACAUACCAGAGCAUGAUGCAAGUCACCUUACAUACUUACCAUCCUCAAGUCACCUCCUGUUCAGAUAUCUCCCACUGUAAAGCACAGCCAGGUUCCUGUAGAUUCCUUGUAAUGGUUGGUUACUCGAAGCAAGCACGGCGAAAACUCCAUGAUCUGCGAUGUCGUUAGCCUCAGAACGUGGUGUUGAUCAGACGGAUAGAUACUUGAGAACAUACAUAUACAUACUCAUGUAGGAAUAUUUGCCGUCAUCAGUCGGCGUCCAUACAUACCGCGUGCCUGGAAAGGGUUGGUUCAGCUACUUCUUAUGCAUACAAUACAUAGUUCCUGCAAAUGAUUUCUCUCUUAUCUACUUUAGGAAUGUUCCGAUGGUGUUUGAAACCCAAUGUAGUAUGGAUCUGAUGUGCAUAAACAAAGAUGCCUGGUGGCGUUAUGAUCUGCAUUGCGUUACAUAAUCUGAUGAUAUGCUCUCA
Aegilops tauschii subsp. strangulata is the source of this 1339-nucleotide messenger RNA. RefSeq lists its product as uncharacterized. Gene Ontology annotation, cellular component: nucleus. Gene Ontology annotation, biological process: regulation of DNA-templated transcription. NCBI's taxonomy places the organism in Eukaryota, Viridiplantae, Streptophyta, Magnoliopsida, Poales, Poaceae. The record is from RefSeq and is a predicted model, not a curated record.